This is a messenger RNA of Cucurbitaria berberidis CBS 394.84, 1748 nucleotides long. RefSeq lists its product as uncharacterized. The transcript has 2 exons. Gene Ontology annotation, cellular component: plasma membrane; lipid droplet; mitochondrion. The coding region runs from base 255 to 1514 and encodes 419 amino acids. Lineage: Eukaryota; Fungi; Ascomycota; Dothideomycetes; Pleosporales; Cucurbitariaceae. Gene Ontology annotation, biological process: glycolipid biosynthetic process. The record is from RefSeq and is a predicted model, not a curated record.
CUUGGGGAUCAUGUUUUGACAACAGGUGAAAAUUGGACACGAAGUAUGGCGUGGCAACUGCAGGCACUCGUAGUGUCGCAAUGCAACAAGUUACACCGCCGCUGGUAGCUGCCUCGGUAUGACCUCAAUCCACCGAAUGCAGGCCUUUGCCCGACUCGUGAAUCUCGAGUUUUCAUCCGUCCCAUGUCUUGCAUCUCUUCUUAAAGCUUCCUCCAGCUGCACAUUAAUUCUUUCCAUCAAAGAAGGUCGACAAAAUGGUUCAAGACCCACGACAGUAUGAGCUCAUCCUACUCGGUGCGACUGGAUACACUGGGAAGCUGGUCGCAGAAUGGAUCAGCACCCACCUACCAGAGGAUCUGAAGUGGGCAAUUGCUGGAAGAAAUGCGAAGAAAUUGCAGCAUGUUGUUAACGAGCUGACGAAGCUGAGCCCGGAUCGCAAGCAGCCUGAUGUCGAGACAUGCGAGCUUGAGAAAGACCAACUUGAUAAACUGGUCAAGAAGGCGAAACUCGUGAUCACGACCGUAGGUCCCUUCAUGUACUACGGCGAAGCUGUCCUUGCAGCCUGCGCCAAUCACGGCACGCAUUACCUGGACUGCACUGGGGAAGUCCCUUGGAUCUACGACAUGGUCGCCAAGUAUGAUGGCCUGGCGAAGAAAAACCACAGCAUCAUUAUCCCAGAAUGCGGCCUUGACUCUGUCCCCGCCGACAUCAUGGCGUACGUCUUGGCGAGAGAGGUUCGCAAGCGAUAUAACGAAGCAUGCGAAAGAGCCAUAAUGACGCUAUACGAUUUCAAGAGUGGUAUCAGUGGAGGAACGGCGCUGACUCUGCUGGAGCUGCUCAACAAUUACCCUCUCAGCCAUUUGGCGAAGUCAAUGCAUCCGUACUCUCUGUCUCCUGUCAAGGCAGACAACGUCGUGGGCUCACCGAAAGGAAGUCUUUUGUACCGCCCUUUCGGUCUCAUCUCCGUUCCUGAGCUUGGUGGAGUUCAAACAACAGGCCUAAUGGCAGGUGUCGAUACAUGCAUUGCGCAUCGCUCAUGGGGUCUUUACCAGUCCUCUGGCAACCCUUAUGGACCCAAGUUCCGCUUCAACGAGUACAUGCGAUCGAGUAACAUCCUUACAGGGUUUGCUUUCAAGCUCGUACUCGGUCUCGCCGGUCUUUUCCUCGCUAUACCGCCCACCCGCUGGCUCCUCGCGCCACUCAUCAAGAAGUUCGUCAUUCCCAGCCCGGGUGAAGGCCCGACGCGAGAGAGCAUGAAGAAUGACUUCAUGUCUUAUCGUGGUCUUGGUAUCGCAGAGGAUGGAAAGAAGGUGACGGCAAAGCUGGACAUUGCGCACGGCGGGUAUGCGGCGACUGCGAUCACUUUGAGUGCGGCUGCGCAAGUGAUUCUUCGGGGACGACUAGAAAAUACGGAAGCGGGAAGGUUGGGAGGUGGUAUCUUGACGCCGGCAACACUAGGAGAUCAGUAUGUCGAGACGCUGAAUGACUUUGGUAUAAAGAUCAGUGUCGAUUAGUAGGUGUACAGGUUCACGGGUUCUUGUCUACUUAGUGGAAACCUAUAGUACAAGGAUACACUGUUUAUAUGAGCCGCUUAAUCACAAGUCCGGGGCAUGCUUGGCGGGCGCCUUCAGCUACACCGUUAUCUCUAGCAACGUGCCUCAAUACUCAUCGAUAUGUUUCCAACAAUCCACGAAACGUCCGAGGCGCAAGGAGAACUCGACAGUAUUGAAACACAAACUUCAUCCGAG